Syngnathus acus (greater pipefish) is the source of this 1566-nucleotide messenger RNA. Its product is annotated as cell division cycle-associated protein 7-like. Bases 115 to 1197 code for a protein of 360 amino acids. Gene Ontology annotation, biological process: regulation of DNA-templated transcription. Gene Ontology annotation, cellular component: nucleus. The transcript is spliced from 8 exons. The record is from RefSeq and is a predicted model, not a curated record. Lineage: Eukaryota; Metazoa; Chordata; Actinopteri; Syngnathiformes; Syngnathidae.
GUUACCUGCGGCACUUCCUGUUUCGUCAUAACUCAAAUCGUGUCACAAACGUCGCGUCGUUAAACGCUCUUUGGCUUUUGUUGUUGGGAUUUUAACCACCAGAAAGUUUUAGGGAUGUUGCACCUCACAAACGAACUGGCUGAAAUUUUUGCUGAAGACUCUGACAGUGAAAAAACGUUUUAUGGCUUUUGUGAAGAUGAACUGAGCGACCCCUGUGACAAGAAUAGUGACCUGGAAGAUGAAUAUGAAGGUCAAAAUGGAGACCAGCCUUCUUGUGUUACCUCCAAGCAAAAGAAUGCCAAAACGUCAAAAACCUUCAGGUUGAGGGUGGCGCUCCAUUCGUCUCUGACUGACCACAACUCCGAUGAUGAUUGUGUUUGUGAUGAUGAUAAUGAUGACGGAGAGGAGGAAGAGAGUACCCAAAAGAAUCUGUCGGACUCUUUCCUGGUGAAGAGAGAGCGAAACAUCAAGGCAAACAAAGCCAUGUUGGCUCAGCUGAUGGCGGACCUGCAGAAGAUGUCUGGAGGCACCAGUCUUCUGAAAAAACAAGGAGUAAAGCAGCCCAGUGAAAAAAUAUCUCAUCCACCUCGCAUGAUACAGGAGUCCAGGAAGAACCCGGAGCAAGUGUCCCGCCGACGGACCCGCUCCAUGGGCCGAUGCGAGGACCUUUGUGGCGCACGAGAGGAUGAGCUCGAGCUCAGCUUGGAAGAAGAGCUUCUGGAGGUGCGGCGACCUCCGCAGCAACGUAGCACCCCACGGUCCAAUCCCAACCCUCACGUGAUCCGGCCCGUGGACGACAUCACGGAGGAUGAACUUCAACUGGUGGCCAACCACAUGACAGACAAAAUCUACAACAGAGUCACCGGCUCCACGUGCCACCAAUGUCGGCAAAAGACGGUUGACACAAAGACAUGCUGCCGGAGCGAGGGCUGUCGAGGUAUCCAGGGCCAGUUCUGCGGGCCGUGUCUGAGGAACCGAUACGGAGAGGAUGUCAAGAAGGCGUUGCUGGAUCCGGAGUGGCAGUGCCCUCCCUGCCGAGGCAUUUGCAACUGCAGCUUCUGCCGGCAACGAGAAGGCCGUUGCCCCACCGGCAUCCUGUUCCCUCUUGCACAAUACCACGGCUUCUCGGACGUGCACUCCUACCUCAGCAGUCUCCGCAACAAACUGAAGAGUGAUGGUGAUGACUUAGACAUGUGAACUUGGGAAUGAUUAUUUUAGUUUUUAACAAAUAAAGUUUUUUUUCUUUUAUGGUUGAGUUGUACUUUAAGUGGGAAAUAAGUAUAUAAAGUAAGCAAAAGUAAGAGAAUAAUGAUUUUAAUCCAGCUGUUUGCAUUUGCAGUAGUAUACAAUAUAAAAUCCCUCAUUUAGAACAGGCAGUGGGAAGAAAAAGAGCACUUGUAUGUAGAGUUUGCAAAAAAAAAAAAAGAAAGCCUGACACAUGGGGUCUAAGGAAGACAUUCUCACAGUGGUGAUGAGCAUCCUUCCAAAUUGACCUGUUGAAUACACUGAGCAACUUGAGCCAAACUCGUCGUGUCGCACCGAUUACUUUGUCCAGUUUCAAUUCAA